Molecule: messenger RNA, 2990 nt
Organism: Ictalurus punctatus (channel catfish)
Lineage: Eukaryota; Metazoa; Chordata; Actinopteri; Siluriformes; Ictaluridae
Product: C1q-related factor
Exons: 2
Coding region: 510-1283 (257 amino acids)
Molecular function (GO): protein binding
Source: RefSeq, a predicted model, not a curated record
CCCACAGCAAGAUGUUAAAAAAUAAAAGUACACUUAAACAAAUCUGUUUUUUUUUUUGCAUACUAGAUGUUUCUGCUUAUCUCUUUAUUCCUCUAUUUCUCUCUUGCUUGCUCAGUGUCCUAGCCCCCUCCUUCAUUUCUCCUCCCCUUCUUUCGCCUGCCCUCACUGAGUCAGGAGAAAGAGUAUAAAAGCAUCGUUAUCGUUUCUGUCCAUCCAUUCAAUCUCCUUCUCUCGACUUCUCAAUACAUGCUGGGACUCUUCUGUGCUCACCUGCCAGACUGGUGUAUUUCUCUCUCUCUCUCUCGCUCUCUCUCUCUCUCUCUCUCUUUCUCUCUCUCACUCACACACCCACACACACACACACACAAAUACUUUCAGGAGACUUUGGUGUCCCACUGGCACCGUAGACCUCCUACCGGUUUCUUUGCCCUUCACUGCUCAUCAUUCCAGAAUACGGGGAGAACUUGGCACUGGCGGCCCGGAAGAUUCUGCUGGGCGCCACCGCCAUCAUGCUUCUCAUCAUUUUGGUCGUACUCAUUCCGGUCUUGGUGAACUCAGUGGGCAGCAAUGAGGAUGGUAGACGCUACGAGGUGUUGGGCACCUGCCGCAUGGUCUGUGAUCCAUACAUGGACAAGGCAGGCACUGUCGCAACGGGAAUCAGUUCAGCAGCAGGCAUCGACGUGCUAGCUGAAGCGGAGCCACUAAGCGACCACAGUGUGAGCCCGCCACUGCCAACGUACAUCCAUGGCAGGCCGGGAAAACCUGGAAAACCUGGACCUCCUGGACCACCAGGGCCACCUGGAGAGCCCGGUCCUCCAGGUCAGAUGGGGCCACCAGGAGAAAAAAGCAAGACAGCAGUUGCUGGCAUUGGCAGCUUUAAUACCGGUCCACAUGUGGCAUUCUACGCCGGCCUACGGAACCCGCAGGAGGGCUAUGAGAUCCUGAGGUUUGAUGAUGUUGUCACCAACAUUGGCAAUAAUUAUGACGGUGCAUCAGGGAAGUUUGUGUGCAAGGUUCCAGGAACAUACUUCUUUACCUACAAUGUACUCAUGAGGGGCGGCGAUGGGACCAGCAUGUGGGCAGAUCUUGUGAAAAAUGGACAGGUGAGGGCAAGUGCUAUAGCCCAGGACCAGGAUCAGAGCUACGAUUACGCCUCAAACACAGUGAUCCUGCACCUGGACCCUGGAGACGAGAUCUUCAUCAAGCUGGAUGGUGGCAAAGCUCAUGGUGGAAACAGCAACAAAUACAGUACCUUUGCAGGCUUCAUCCUUUACUCUGAUUAGCGCAGUUGAGGUUAAGGUUUGUGAUUUCUUAAAGGGGAGAUCUUUAAGUGUCUUGAAAAGGACAGGGCAACUUCACUAAUCUUCAGACUAUUAAAGAAAGGGGUUAAACUGGGGCAAAAUUUAGGGGUUGACCAAAAUACUUAUGAAUUAGAUAGAUGGCUGUAUUUUUUUCCAUCUAAAAGUAUUCAAUGUAUCAUUCAAUUCAUACAGUGUUUUACAUAAGUAUUCACCCCCAAUCCCCACACCUCCUUUACUUUUCCAUGUUUUGUAUUGUUGUAUAAGUAGACAGCUGAAGAUUGGAAAAACAUUGUCUGCCCUGGUUCACUUGUCCAGUUUCGGUGAACUUGGGUCCACUGUACUGUAGCUCAGAUUCCCAUUCUUGGCUGACCACAGUUGUGGUCUUCUGCUGUUGUAGCACAACUACCUCAAGGUUCAAUGUGUUGUGCAUUCUGAGAUGCUUUUCUGUGCACCAGAGUUGUAAAGAGUGGCUAUUUGAGUUUCCGUAGCCUUCCUGUCAGCUUGAACCAGUCUGGCCAUUCUCCUCUGGCCUCUCUCAAUAAAAUGUGUGACUUCUAAUGGGUAACUAAUAUAGAGCCUUGUUGUAGCCCACCCACCUUAAGGCUUGAUGUGUGGUGCAUUUUGAGAUGCUUUUCUCAUCACCACCCAUGUAAAGAGUAGUUAUUUGAGGUACUAUAGCCUUUCUGUCAACUUGAACCAGUCUGGCCAUUCUCCUCUGGCCUCUCUCGAUAAAAUGUGACUAAUACAGGGGUUUCACAACAAUAGGGGGAUACUUAUGCAGUCAUAAGUUUUCUGUUUUUUUAUUUAUUAUUAUUUGUAAAUAAUGUUACAAACUACUGUAUAUUAAUUUUGACUCCCACUUCAGCAAUAUGGGCUGUUUUGUCUAGAUUCAUGACAUUAAAUGGACAAAUUAAGUCCACUUCGGUUCCAGGUUGCACAAAAUGUGGAAAAGUUCAAGUAGUUCAAGGGUGAAUACUUAUGCAAAGCACUCUAAUCAUACUAUUUAGAAAAAGAUGGGCCAUGUUGUAACUACAGGACUCUGUUUGGCUCCCAUGAACUCAUCUGAGACUGGACCAAGAUGCAUUUAGCCAUUUUAUCAAGAUGUUGUCUUUGCACGAGUCUCUUGUCUUGUUCUUGAAUUUGCUUGCUGUGUUGUGUGUAAUUACUACUCGUGUUAUCCAAACACUUUAUGAUUCUAAAUUCAAUGUGGAAUAAAUUAACCUGAUCCUGGUGUUUAAUCCAAAAUCAUAGUGUGAAUUAUUAUCAGUACAGCGUCUGUGAAAAAGUGGACAUUGAUAUUGGUUUUCCUAAAAAUAUAUUUUUUUAAAACAAGCAAGCAGUAUGGAUUUACCAAAACUAUGGAUUUAAUCAGGACGGAGGGCGAUUUCUAUAGCAAACAGCUCCUGAGAUGGAAAAGAUUCAUUAAAAUUCCAAUCAGGACGUCGCUCCGAGAUAGAAACAUGGUGACAUCACAUAUCUCAUAGUAUCAUCAGCAUUAAUUACUGCUGGAUAAUUAUGUGCAGAAGGUGCAAGUGGUUCCCUUAUUGAGAGAAACCUUUCCAUCAGAUAAGAGGAAAGAAAAAUGUCUCAAUGCAGCCAUCCCUGAUUGGGGUUUUAAGGGAAUCAGACUUCCAUUUUAUGUAUCUGAUUAUGUCUAAUGUGACUUUACUUUUGGUAAUAAAUGGAGAU